AGGUGCGCGGGCGCAGUCGGCGACCGCACGGCCCCGCGAUCUCUCGUGCCUUAUUGUAGUACUAGGAACCGUGCGCGCGCGCCGUGCUCAGUGAUGCUAUCUGAUUGGACCACUUAACUUCUAUUGGGGGCUCGUCCUCACGUCCUGUAAUUCUUGCGUACAGUCACGUGACAUGGCGAGAAUAAAUCAACGGCUGAUUCUACUGGUAACAUUGUUGGUAUCCCAUACUGAAUCUUCGCCAUUUCCUCAGCUUGCACUAAAGACACUGCUGCUCGAAGAUUUGAUACCAUUCAAUCCAAGUUUUUAUCCUGACGGGCUUUCAGUACAAUGGGUUUCAGAUACAGAAUUCAUUCGUAGAGAACCUGAAAUUGGGAUCCUGAAGUACAAUGCGGUCAAUCAUUCUUUUGUUACUGUUUUAAAUAAGCCGGAAUUGAUACAGCUGUCUAAUUACUCGCUGGUGACAUUUUCAAAUGACGGAAAAUAUGUAUUGUUAACCAGACAUUUGCAAAAGGUAUACAGAUAUUCUACUGUGGCGGAGUAUUACGUUUAUAAUACAGAAAAUAAGUCCUUAAAAGCUAUUGGGAAUGGUCUUCUACAAGUAGUUGUUUGGAGUAGCAACGCUUCAUUGGCUUACGUACAAGAGAACAACGUGUACUAUGUCCCUGAUGUGGCACAACCUGAGACAGUGGUGAUGCUCACCACCGAAGGUGUACCGGGAGAAGUGUACUUUGGUGCCACUGACUGGAUCUAUGAAGAGGAGGUGUUCAAUGCAGCUGAGGCUCUGUGGUUUUCACCAAAUGGCACUUACUUGGCUGUGGCAUCUUUUAACGACACUAAUGUCGAAUCAGCUAUUUAUCCUUACUACGGGAACGAGUCAGAUCCUAACAAUCAAUAUCCUGAAUUGGUUGAAUUUAAGUAUCCAAAGGCAGGUCGCGUCAAUCCUGUAGUUGGACUUCGAGUUUUCAAAUUGGAUGAUAUCAAUAGUAAAGCGAGGCGGAUUCCAGCUCCUGUCGACGUAGUUGGAGUUGAUCACAUAUUGGGUCGAGUAGAUUGGGCAUCGGACCAAAAUCUAGUCGUUCUUUGGUUAACCAGACGUCAAAGCGUCAGCAUAUUGGUGAACUGUGAUCUAAAACAAGACGAAUGUAGUUUGGUUAGGGAGCAAACGGAACCGAAUGGCUGGAUUGAUAUAAGUCAACCGUUCUUCAACAAAAAUGGAACGAAAUUGGUUGAAAUUCAACAUUUAUAUGAUGGUGACGCCAGAUUCCCACACGUGGGUCGUUUUGAUUUCAAGACACUUACCACGGAAGAUCUAAGUAGUGGUAAUUCGUCGGUAACAGAAAUUCUGGGGUGGAAUCAAGGAACGGAUACAAUCUAUUACAUAGCUGCUCCGGGACAUAUGCCGUGGCUAAGACAACUAUGGGCUACGGAAGCUGAUGGUACAGUGCGGUGUAUUUCGUGUAAAGAGCCAGCUUGUCAGUGCGUAUCGGCAGCGUUUUCGCCCGGUGCGAGUUUCGGUGUUGUGACUUGCAGUGCAACAAACGUCGCGCCGAAAGUCUUUUUCUACUCCUGUGUGGAUGAUACAAUGAAACUAGUCAAGGACAAUGCAAGACUAAACAAGAAACUGAGUGAAUACAAAUUACCAAUGCCAUUGUUCAAUAUGAUUUAUCUGGAGAAGGAGCAUACGUUAGCCAAUAUUAAGUUAUUGUUACCUCCAGAUAUAAAGGAAGGUGAAAAGUAUCCGAUGAUUGUAAGAGUUUACGCAGGCCCUGGGACGACAAGAGUUAAAGAUAAUUUUGACUUAGAAUAUUACACACUGUACUUAGCAGCCAAUAGAAGUUUUAUAGUUGCCGCGAUCGAUGUGAGGGGUUCCGGAGUUCUGGGCACGGAGGCGAUGCAUGCUGUGAACGACGCACUUGGCACUGUCGAAAUUACAGACACAUUAGCCGCUAUUGAGGUACUAAUUGGGAUGUAUAACUUCAUUGACCCCAAACGCAUUGGUGUGUGGGGUUGGAGUUACGGGGGAUAUGCGACCACCAUGAUGUUAAUAAAGGAUGAAAAGAAACUUAUUACAUGCGGAGCUGCCGUCGCCCCCGUUACAUCCUGGCUCUAUUAUGAUACAAUAUACACAGAACGCUAUAUGGAUACGCCGCAAGCUAAUCCUAUUGGGUACCAACAGUCUGAUCUAUUGGCCGCUACAGAGAAACUUCGAGGUAGAAAAUAUCUACUGGUCCACGGUACAGGGGACGACAAUGUGCACUAUCAGCACAGUUUACAGUUAGCCAAGAAACUUCAACAUGAAGAUAUUGAAUUCCAACAAGUCAGCUACACUGAUGAGAACCAUUCAUUGAUGGGCGUGAGCAGACAUUUCUACCACACUUUAGAUCGUUUUUGGACUGAUUGUUUUCACUUAUAAUAGAAAGAAUUUUAGUUAUUAAAUGAAAAUAACAUUUGCGAGUGCUUUAUGUAUGUAUGACUGAAUUAUGUGUAAAUAUGUUCCAAUAAGUUGCAUUUUGUAUAUCUAAACCUACAAUAACUUACUUUCAGCUAAAUAUAUUUUUCUAUAGUACAAUAUGAACUCUGUUGAUUAGGUAACCUACCUCUUGUGUCUUAAUUUCCCAUAUUAAAUUACCUACAAACAGCCAUUUUUUUUGUUGUAAUUAUUAGUAAGCAAAAGUUAUUUGUUAAUUUAUACUAAAUUCCGUACUACUACCGUACAUUCCGAAUUACAGAAUAAUAACAUCCAUAAUACAGAAUCUCUAAUACUUAUAUUAGCUAAUAAAAAUAAAAAUUUAAGAAAAAUAAAGAAUAUUUAUAAUUGA
Messenger RNA from Achroia grisella, 2819 nucleotides. RefSeq names its product venom dipeptidyl peptidase 4-like. The record is from RefSeq and is a predicted model, not a curated record. The transcript has 13 exons. Gene Ontology annotation, biological process: proteolysis. The coding region runs from base 173 to 2413 and encodes 746 amino acids. NCBI's taxonomy places the organism in Eukaryota, Metazoa, Arthropoda, Insecta, Lepidoptera, Pyralidae. Gene Ontology annotation, molecular function: serine-type peptidase activity; dipeptidyl-peptidase activity.